UGGGGCGUUUCCAGUCCGAGCUGCGCGUCGUUGACACAUAUUUCUGGCGCUCCCAGUCUUUGGGUGGAUGUGUCUGAAAGUACACACAGAGAUGGAAACAUAUAGUCGGACUGGGAUAGAGCUGGAUGACAGCAGCACUGCGUAAAAAGGACGCCUGACGAUCUGGACUGCGCGCUGCGCGUUUGGCACCUGCGGAGAGGAAAUAAAACAUCUCUGUUACACGAGCUGAGCUCCAGUUUAGAGAAAACCAGAAAUUAAAAGAAUGAAAAUACCAGCAUUAGCCCACCGUCAGAUAGAUCGAUAUAAAUAUCUAUUUAAAAUUAAACAGUAGACGUUUUCCUCCAACCGUGCCAAAUGCUGGAAUGGCUCGUGGCUUUUUGUUUUGUGAUCCUGGUGGUCCUUAUUUGGCCAGGCACCAAGUAUCUGUUUGGUACCGAGUACCAGGCGGAUGCCACGCUCCAAAGACUCGGGAUGUCACAGCCGGCACCCAGACACGAAACCGAGGAUGCCCGCUCAGUCUGCGCGGAAGCCGGGGAGAAAACACGCGCCGUUGCGCUUGUGUGCAAACCGUCCGCUCUCGCCAAGUACCUCCAGAAACACUGCAGGACUUUCAGCAACUACUGUCCCUGCGUGGGCUGGACGUGGCGAGCCAGCGCCUGUCUCCAGACCGUGUACGAGGCGUGCUGGCCCUACGAAAGUCCGAUCCAGUUCGUGCGGGACAACUUACAGCUGAGCGACGACGGGCUGGUGGCGCUGGACUGGGCAGUGGCAUCCUACCAUAGAAGACGCAGGACUUCAAGUCACUCCACCAGUCCGGUUCUGCUCAUCAUCCCAAACUCCUUUGGGAAGAUCACUAGAAAUGUCUUAAAGUUAUGUGAAACAGCACUGUCCCAUGGCUACCUUCCUGUAGUCUUCAACCGCCGCAGCCACAACGGCACUCCGCUCUCCACCCUCAAGCUGCAGCAGUUCGGUGACCCAUCUGACCUGCGUGAGGCCGUGCGCUACAUCCGCUACCGCCAGCCAGCAGGGAGACUGUAUGCGGUAAGCGAGAGCUCUGGGUCGGGUCUUCUCCUGUCCUACCUGGGCGAGUGCGGAUCAUCAAGUUACAUGACGGCAGCUGUAUGUCUGUCGCCUGUGUUCCGCUGCCAGAGCUGGUUUGAGUCUGGACUGUGUCAACCUCUGCAGUGGGUGCUGGCUCUGUACCAGAAGAUAAGUCUAAGCAGGUACAGGACAGCACUGGGGGAGAUCAUGCAAACAGAUGCUGUGUUUUCUAGCUGUUCCUUGCGUGGUGUAGAAGAAGCUCUGUUCUGUCAGUCCAGACCUGCUGGUUCUAUCACAGCAGCGCCGUCAGGGACUUCUGUUGUCUGGGAUGCUUACUGGGAACGAAAUGAACCCUUGAGAGAUGUGGAUGAAGUGGCCAUUCCUGUCCUGAGCCUGUGCGCUAAGGACGACCCAGUCAGAGGAGAUGCCCAGUCCACUAUACCCCUGGAGCUGUUCGAGACUAACCCACACUUUUUCCUCCUUCUAACUGACCGUGGAGGUCAUUGUGGCUUUGCCACCCAGUCAGAGAGGAGAGCUUUCUCUGCGGUUCCAUCAAACAGCACAUUAGAGGGCAGCAACAUUAACUGGAGCCACAAAGUGGUUCUGGAGUUCUUCAGGGCCAACACAGACUUUUUUAAUGCUGAAGAGAGAGCAAAGCAGCUCGCUGCGCGGAGGAGGGGGCUCGGAGGAGGUGCUGGAGGGAGGGCUUUCCGUAAUCGGAGUGUGAGCACAUGUAAACGCGUGCCAACUUGUUCCCAUAACAUUCAUGCCAUUUAUAAUUGGCAGAGGUCCUACACACGCUGAGAGUUGAUUAAUGGAUGUUUUUUUAAAGCAUUCCAUCCUCAGCAAACGCCUGGCUCUUUAUAACCCUGUGUUGUGUUUUUAUCACUGUUUAGUAGCAGGUAGGAUUGUGGUUUUAUGCCUGAAGCAUCACAACUGCCUGAAUAUUAAAUAAACAGAGUAGCAUCAUUGUUUCGGUUUCCAUGUUACACACAUGCAUGCAUUGUUCAAACACUUUCAGGAGUCAGGAGCUCCGCAGGGCACCAUUCUCGGCCCAUGUCACUGUGUGUAAUUGACAAGGACUUAAAAAUCUAACUCAGCUGGAAUAUUGCAACCAGAAUAUGAAAAGUGCUAAGCUAAGGGAGAAAUUAUGUUUUCAUGUUCAAAUUCUGAUUUUGAGAAAUCUGUGCAGCUUUUUAGUUUCUCACAAAAAAAGUGUUAUUUUUUUUCCUUUAGUUUGUUUCUUACAUUUGACAAUGUUUUACUUUUUCAUGCUUCUUUACUGUGAUGAGGUCAAUUUUGAUUUGCUUUUUUGCAUUAAUCAUUCAAUCAAAAGCAUUUUUGGAUAAAGCAAGACAAAUUUAGCUUAAUAUUUUUGUUUAUUUACUCAUAAAAUUGUAUAUUGUAUCCCCUGGGAAAUGUAAUGUUAAAUAAUUUAUUUCACUCCCUGUGAAUUAGAAAAGUAAAUUGUGAAACCAAAAAGUUCAGGAAAUACUGAAAGAGCUUAAUGGUUUAUCAGUGAAUAAGAUUCUCAGCUGUACUGUCAUUUAUUGUAAUAAAAAGUUUCAAUUCUGACCAAAAAACUGUCAAAUGAUGAAUGGUUGUAUUUUUACAACCAAUGUUUGGAAAAUUAUUUAAUAAAUCAUUUUUAAUAUUUCUAUUUGAAACACUGGAAGAGUCAGUGCUAAAGACACAAAGUCCAGAUGGACAAUCACUGUACACACAAACUCAAACUGACAAGAGUUGUUAUGAAGGAAGGGUGGGCAAUGCAUCUAAUCAUAAAGCUACCCAUUCACAUGAAAAUAUCAACAAGGAGCACAUUAGAAAAAGUUACAAAGGAUAAUGAUUCAAAAACUUGAUAUUUAUUGUUUCUUUUUCAUAUAUUCUUAUUCAAGUAGCUGUGAAAAAGCACAACUGCUCAGUGUUAUUGCUAUGCUUUGUUACUAAUUUCAUUUUUUGUGGAUCUUCGUCAUACACAGAGUAAACAAAGCUUAUUUUUAUCUUUGCUGACAUGUUUCGGGCGGUGCUCUGACGGCAGUGGACGGCAAAACAUGUCAGCAAAGGUAUAAGCAAGCUUUGUUUACUCUGUAUAUGAUGAACCACAAAAAAGGAAAUCGGAUGGAAAACACAGAACGAACGUAACAAAGAUGUUACAAAAUUUGCGUAUUUGGGGAUAACAUCUCAUGAUGUUUCAAGCUUCCAGAAGCUGUGAUUUCUGUUUUAUUUAGCUGAGUGAGGAAAACCAGAAAACCAGAAAAACAGCCGUCACUGUGGCUGAGAUCAGUGGUUGUGUCAGACCUCGUCUCGGUCAGGGGCUCCUUAUUAUAGCACAGACCCCACAGCCAUUCCGUGCUGUGUGUGUGUGUGUGUGUGUGUGUGUGUGUGUGUGUGUGUGUGUGUGUGUGUGUGUGUGUGUGUGUGUGUGUGUGUGUGUGUGUGUGUGUGUGUGUGUGUGUGUUAUUCACUGCAGUGUUUAUCCAUCCACUGAGCCUUAUCCACUCAGACAGCUGGAACAUGGCUAUGUACACACACACACAUACACACACACACACACACACAUACACACACACACACAACAUCCUUUUUUUUAUUCACACAAAAGUUUUGACCUCAUCCAGAAUAACUCUGCUUUGAAAGGUUUUUUUUUUUUUUUUUUUUUGGAAAAUCUGGGUCUACAGACGACCUUCCCUGCCGUUAAUAUUGAAGAAACUCCAUCCAUGCUGGAGAGAAAAGUUUUGACUGAUUGUUUAAAAAAGAGAAUUGGUGUUUCCUUAAAUGAGAACAAAGGCUGGCGUGAUGAUAACAUCCUGUUAAAGGAUGCGUCUGACUUGUGUUUUCAUCAUUGUUGCAAAACUAUAAAAAAAUAAAAAAAAACUGCUGUGUGUGUGUAUGCAUGAAACAAUUAUAUUGUAACAUUUUAAUUUUAAUGUGUCUCAGAUAUCAUCAUCAGGAACAUUUAUGUUCAUGUUUAAUAUGAAUAAAAGAGUCAACUUCCCGUCCUAAGAGCAAACUAACAAGGGUACAAUAGUUUAUUCUUACUGACAGUUCGGCUCAGAAUUGAUUGCUGAGAUCAGACACAUUUUCCCCUCGAUAAAUGAUUGUUUCCAUCGGCCACAAAAUGAAACCCUUGAGGUUGAUUUGCCCUUUCUCCUGCUUAUUCAAUCCAGACCUGAUUGUCCUCAUUGAUCAGAGACUGAUUUAAUUAGAAUGACUGAUACUUAAUUAAGAAAGAUCCAUAGAUCUAAUAGGGUAGGAAAAGAUCAAAUUUUCUAAUGCAGAUAUUCUGUUUGUAUUCUCAUUAAGAACAUUCUGUGUCUUGAAAGUAAGUGAAACAUCUAUACAUACACUUUUGCACCAUCUCUUGGUGCAGUAGUCCUGGGAAAACAGGCUUUUCAGAUCUUAAGCAUCUUUGAGAGAAGUUCAUUAAGCCUGAAAGCUGCAAGAGUCAUCUACAACAUAUGCUGAAACUAAGUCAUGUCUCACAAAAUGUAAUAAAAAGACAUGGGAACAAGAAUCAGUUUAACCCUUCAUUACAGAAGAGGGGUAGCAUGGUAGGAUGCACAGAUGGUCAGCUAAACAGGAAAAAGGCAGAUCCAGGCAGCAAGGGUCAAAGGUAAAGAAGCAAAGGAAUCUGAAACAGGUGACUGAAGCUGAAAUCCAGAAACAUAACUAGGUCAAACACAACAGGGAUACGACUGAAAGAAAGGUGGAUGCUAGCAGAAGCAAAACAAAGCUGAAACUGACUCUGGAGAACUGAACCAAAGGGGCUUCGAUACACCGACCAGGGAAGAAGGCAGUGCUAGGGGUUUAACUCGAAACAGCUGGGCUGAACAUUACAGAGACAAGAAGAUGCUCAGCUCUUUUAUUUAGUGAACGUUCUUGCUUUAGUCGUUGAAGACAAUUUUUUUUCACCCAAAUGUAUGCACAAGUUAACGUAUGGCUUUAAUUUUUAUUUUAUGAGCGUUAAACAUUCAUUUAGAAGGACAAACUAAUAUUGUUAAGAGGUCAUUUGUAUGUAUAUAUGUAUGUAUGUUUGUGCACCUUUUUUUUCACUGACAGGUGGAGUCUAAACUGGCUAUUUUGUGCUCAGGUGCAGGACUGUCACCAUUACAUACAGUAACAUUUUGGGACUUUGCUGGUUGCCUAGCAACAUCCUCAAAGUUACUGCUUUCCUGCCAAAAUAUAACCUCACACACGACUUGAUGCACGUGAAGUAUUGAUAUUACAGUUUUGCUUUGCAGAGAUGAUGGUGGUGGUGCAUUCAAUAGCAUUACGUUUCAGGACUCAGACAUAGAGCGAUUUCCCCAUAACAGAAUUAUCUUUUAUGAUACUUCUUAGAUGUUAUUAUGCUUAUGCAUUUUGCAUGGUAACACAUUGGGAUCCCACAGGAGGAGUUCUAGAGUGCUGCUGGGGUAAGGGGGGGUCUGAGCUUCCCUCCUGGACUGGUUACCUGGGUAGUUUGACCUUUGAUGGGUGCGUUUUUAAAAGUGUAUUUAGAAAAACAAAUUUUUCUUGCCUAAAGCUCAAUUUGUAGAAGAGUUUAACA
Messenger RNA from Nothobranchius furzeri (turquoise killifish), 5587 nucleotides. It is a transcript of the gene abhd15a, whose product is annotated as abhydrolase domain containing 15a. NCBI's taxonomy places the organism in Eukaryota, Metazoa, Chordata, Actinopteri, Cyprinodontiformes, Nothobranchiidae. Gene Ontology annotation, molecular function: short-chain carboxylesterase activity; monoacylglycerol lipase activity. The record is from RefSeq and is a predicted model, not a curated record.